AGAGCAGCUGAGCAGGAGUUUUUUAGAUAAACGACACCGGCAGGCAGGAUGAGGGUGGCGGUGGUGGGCGGCGGGGUCAGCGGGCUGGCGGCGGCGCACGAGCUGCUUUCCGCGAACGGCGGCGUGCGCGUGACCCUGUACGAGCAGGAGGAGAGCCUCGGAGGGCAAGCCAGGACGGUGGCCGUCGACGACGGCGCCGGCGGUUGCGCCAAGCUCGACCUCGGCUUCAUGAGCUUCAACCAGGUAACAUAUCCCCACAUGAUGGAAUGGUUAGAAGGGCUCGGGGUGGAGAUGGAGAGAUCGGACAUGUCUUUCUCAGUGAGCACACAAUCGAAAGGCGGCGGCGGAGGAUGUGAGUGGGGCAAUGGCAACGGUAUCUCAGGCCUCUUGGCGCAAAAAACCAACAUAUUAAAACCCAGUUUUUGGCGCAUGGUCUCUGAGAUAAUCAAGUUCAAGAAUGAUGCACUGACGUACCUGGAGGACCAUGAACACAACCCUGAUCUGGACCAUAAUGAGACAUUGGGGCAGUUCAUUCAGUCGCAUGGAUAUUCCCUAUCGUUUCAAGAGGCUUAUCUUAUGGAACAGGCAUGUGGUCAUGUUCAUCACAAGAUGUUUUCAGCUUGUCUGCUUUCUUCGUGUUGUCAUUUUGCCGUAAUAAUGACCUUCUUCAGCUGUUUCGUCACACCCAGUUUCCCACUGUCAAGCCUUGUUCGCAGUCCUAUGCAAACAAGGCAAAUGCAGGGACUGAACAAUGCGACUAUUGCAGUAGGUGGUUUCAGAGUCUUGGAGAAUGAUGGGUCAGAGGAAACAUACGACAGUAAAAUUGAAUCUGCCAGGCCUUUCUUGGUGACACUCAACCCCCCUUGUGUUCCGGAUCAUGUACUGCUUAAAUGGAAUACAAGGCUUCCUGUUCCAUCUGUGGCCGUGGCGAAAGCUUAUCUUCAGCUUGAUCAGAUCCAGGGAAAGAGGGGAAUAUGGUUCUGUGGGACAUAUCAAGGUCAUGGCUUCUACGAAGAUGGACUAAAGUCCGGGAAAGCAGCAGCUCAAGAUUUUCUUGGGAAGAAAUGUGAGCUUCUGCUGAACCCAAAGAAGAUGAUUCCAUCAUGGACCGAGGCUGUGGCGCGCUUUCUUGUUGCAAGAGUUUUCAACCAAUACAUAUCCAUUGGUAACUUGAUAUUGGUCGAAGAAAGAGGUAGUGUGUUCACCUUUGGUAAAGCUUGCGACAAAUGCCGUGUAAAAUCUGUCAUCCAAGUUCAUGACCCCUUGUUCUAUUGGAAGGUUGCAAUAGAAGGAGGCAUGGGCUUGGCAGAAGCCUAUAUCGACGGUUGUUUCUCUGUUCUUGACAAGACAGAAGGCCUUCUGAAUCUUAUCCUGAUUCUCAUUGCUAACAGAGACGAGCGUAGGAACCGACGUAUUGCCAGAAAAGGGUUUUGGUUGUCACCCGUGUAUGUACUAGCUCAAUUGGCAUAUGCUAAACACUUUUUGCACCACACCUCGAUGAAGAACACUGCGACACAAACUCGUCGAAACAUCUCUCAGCACUAUGAUCUUAGUAACGAUUUUUUCUCGCUUUUUCUGGAUAAAUCGAUGACAUACUCUUGUGCAGUUUUCAAGGAUAAUGAAAGCUUAGAAGCAGCCCAGCAACAUAAACUUAGCCUUCUAAUCAACAAGGCUAAAGUCAAGAGGGGGCAUCAUGUUCUUGAUAUCGGUAGCGGCUGGGGAAGUUUAGCAAUGGAAGCAGUUAAGCAAACUGGCUGCAAAUACACUGGAGUCACUUUGUCGGCGGAGCAGCAUAAAUACGCUGAGAGAAAAGUCAGAGAAGCUGGCUUAGAGGACCGCAUAAAUUUUCUGCUGUGCGACUACCGGAAAAUACCACCUUUUAAGUAUGACGCAAUCAUAAGCUGCGGUAUGAUUGAACAUGUUGGCCAUGAAUACAUGGACGAAUUUUUUGCUUGCUGCGAGUCUUACUUGGCUGAAGAUGGGAUAUUGGUCCUCCAGUUCAUCUCAGUCCCAGAGGAACGGUACGAGCAAUACAGAAAAAGGCCAGACUUCAUAAAAGAAUACAUAUUCCCUGGUGGUUGCAUUCCUUCUUUGGCCCGUAUAAUGUCUGCCAUGACCACGUCAUCAAGGUUCUGCAUAGAGCAUGUUGAGAAUAUUGGGCCCAAUUACUACACAACUCUGAUGCACUGGAGGGACAAUUUCAUGGCCAACAAAGAUGAAGUUUUGGCCCUGGGCUUUGAUGAAAGAUUCCUCCGUAUAUGGGAGUACUACCUCAUAUUCUCUGCGGCUGGUUUCAAGUCACGAGCACUUGGAGAUUACCAGGUUGUUUUCUCUCGUCCAGGCAACCGUCGGCUAGGCCAGCCUUGAUGGCUAAAGACAGCAUAUCCUUCUCCGUUUAGCGUUCGUUACUUCUCGACUACCUACAACCUUUUUUAAUAAGUCAGUCAUGGAAUGGUUCGUUCAUACUGGCAGCCUAAUCAGGCGGUUUGGUGAUCUGUCGUGUUAUUUAAUCAUGCAAUGGUUGGUUUUUUCGUGGCAGUGUAUUCUUAUCCAUCAAUUAAUGUGUAUGUGUGUAUGCAAGUGCUACUUUAGACUGGUAACGAGAAUUUGAGAAUUGCAUGCAAGGAACUGGUUUGUUUGCUUUGGUAUCUAUCAGAAAGGGUUGAUGUCCCUUGUGUAGUUUUUGAUCUA
Triticum dicoccoides is the source of this 2691-nucleotide messenger RNA. RefSeq lists its product as uncharacterized. The coding region runs from base 49 to 2367 and encodes 772 amino acids. Gene Ontology annotation, molecular function: methyltransferase activity. The record is from RefSeq and is a predicted model, not a curated record. The transcript is spliced from 23 exons. Lineage: Eukaryota; Viridiplantae; Streptophyta; Magnoliopsida; Poales; Poaceae.